Messenger RNA from Torulaspora delbrueckii, 1380 nucleotides. It is a transcript of the gene GDH1, whose product is annotated as glutamate dehydrogenase (NADP(+)) GDH1. Lineage: Eukaryota; Fungi; Ascomycota; Saccharomycetes; Saccharomycetales; Saccharomycetaceae. Gene Ontology annotation, molecular function: L-glutamate dehydrogenase (NADP+) activity. Bases 1 to 1380 code for a protein of 459 amino acids. The transcript has a single exon. Gene Ontology annotation, cellular component: cytosol. The record is from RefSeq and is a predicted model, not a curated record.
AUGUCUGCCUACCCAUACGAACCAGAAUUUCAACAAGCUCACGAUGAGAUUAUCUCUUCUUUGAGAGACUCCACUCUAUUCCAAAAUAAGCCUGAAUACGAAAAGGUUUUGCCAAUUGUUGCUGUUCCUGAGAGAAUCAUUCAAUUCAGAGUCGCAUGGGAAAACGACCAAGGUAAGCAAGAAGUCGCUACCGGUUACAGAGUUCAAUACAACUCUGCUAAGGGUCCAUACAAGGGUGGUCUACGUUUCCACCCAACUGUCAACCUUUCUAUCUUGAAAUUUUUGGGUUUCGAACAAAUUUUCAAGAAUGCUUUGACCGGUUUGGAUAUGGGUGGUGCCAAGGGUGGUCUAUGUGUUGACUUGAAGGGUAGAUCCAACAACGAAAUCAGAAGAAUCUGUUACUCCUUCAUGAGAGAACUAAGCAGACACAUCGGUCAGGAUACCGAUGUUCCAGCUGGUGACAUCGGUGUCGGUGGCCGUGAAGUCGGUUACUUAUUCGGUGCUUACAGAUCUUUCAGAAACUCUUGGGAAGGUGUCUUGACCGGUAAGGGUCUAAACUGGGGUGGUUCUUUGAUCAGACCAGAAGCUACUGGUUACGGUGUUAUCUACUUCGCCCAAGCCAUGAUUGACUUUGCUACCAAGGGUAAGGAAUCUUUCGAAGGUAAGCGUGUUGCCAUCUCUGGUAGUGGUAAUGUUGCUCAAUACGCCGCUCUGAAGGUCAUUGAAUUGGGUGGUAAGGUUGUCUCCUUGUCUGACUCUAAGGGUUGUAUCAUUUCUGAAACUGGUAUCACUUCUGAACAAGUUGCUGCUAUCGCAGAUGCUAAGAUCCAUUUCAAGAGCUUGGAACAAAUUGUCGGUGAAUUCUCCGCUUUCGCUGAAAACAAGGUUCAAUACAUUGCUGGCGCUCGUCCAUGGACCCACGCUGGUAAGGUCGACAUUGCUCUUCCAUGUGCUACUCAGAACGAGGUCUCUGGUGACGAAGCAAAGGCACUGGUUGCCGCUGGCGUUAAGUUCGUUGCUGAAGGUUCCAACAUGGGUUGUACCCCAGAGGCUAUCCACACUUUCGAAGCUAACCGUUUGACCGCUUCUAGCAACGACACUGUCUGGUACGUUGGUGGUAAGGCCAGUAACUUGGGUGGUGUCUUGGUUUCCGGUUUGGAAAUGGCUCAAAACUCUCAAAGAAUGACCUGGACUAGAGAGGCCGUUGACCAAGAACUAAAGAGAGGUAUGAUCAACUGUUUCAACGACUGUAUCUCUGCUGCUCAAACUUACAGCAACGAGACAAACAAGCAAACUUUGCCAUCUUUGGUCAAGGGUGCUAACCUUGCCUCUUUCAUCAAGGUCGCUGACGCUAUGUUCGACCAAGGUGAUGUCUACUAA